UACGGGUUAACACCGCUUCCCUGUCUUUUCAAAUCGGAGAAUCAAACAACAUGACCACGAAAACGUCGUCAGCAGCACCUAUUUGCGAGUUUUUAUUCGUAAUAGUGUGUGCUGUACUUGUUCGAUGGUUUACAUCACUUGGAGGAUAUUCUGGUGCUGGCAAAUCACCAAUGUUUGGUGACUUUGAAGCUCAGAGACAUUGGAUGGAAAUCACCUAUAAUCUUCCAGUUAAAAAAUGGUACCAUAACUCCACUGAUAAUGAUCUCAUGUACUGGGGCCUUGAUUAUCCCCCCUUAACAGCUUACCACAGCUGGAUUAUGGGGGCAAUUUCACAUUACAUUAACCCUGAGUGGGUUGCUCUCUAUUCAUCUCGAGGUCUUGAAAAUCCACUUCACAAGUUAUUUAUGCGAUAUUCAGUAAUCUUCUCAGAUCUUCUACUUUACAUCCCUGCUGUUUGUCUGUUUAUGUAUCACAGUUAUAAAAAGGACAGCAAAAAAUGUCUAAUGUCUACAGCCUGUGCCCUGAUUUACCCUGGACUAAUUCUGAUUGACCAUGGACAUUUCCAGUACAACUGUGUCAGUCUUGGACUGGCCCUGUGGGGUAUUUUGGCUUUGGCACAAGAUAAAGACGUUCUUGGAGCUGUUGCUUUUAUUUUGGCUCUUUGCUAUAAACAAAUGGAACUUUACCAUUCCUGGCCAUUCUUCUGCUACUUACUUGGCAAAUGCAUUUCCAGCAAAAAAGAAAACAGGUUUCUAAAGUUGGUCCGGUUAACUGUAGCAGUACUUGGAACUUUUUGUCUCUGCUUCUUGCCGUUUUUCAAACAGAAAGGUAGCAUCUUUCAAGUCUUGCACAGACUAUUUCCUUUUGAAAGAGGUCUGUACGAGGAUAAAGUUGCUAAUUUCUGGUGUUCAAUCAGCAUUUUUGUGAAGUUAAAAGAUAUGUUUCCUCAGAAAUCUUUGAUUUAUCUAUGCUUGUCAGUCACAGCAGUGUGUCUGUUACCAAGUGGGUUAAAUCUGCUCAGUCGACCAGCUAUGUCCAGAUUCAAAUUGACACUGGCUAGUUCUUCAUUGAUAUUUUUCCUGUUUUCAUAUCAAGUUCAUGAAAAAUCUAUCCUCUUAGUUGCUCUCCCUUUCUGCUUGCUUCUACCAAAUUAUCCAUUCCUUUCCUUCUGGUUCCUGCACAUAUCAACAUUGAGUAUGUUCCCAUUGCUUGUGAAAGAUGGCCUCAUCUUGCAGUAUUUUAGUUGUCAAGCAUUGUUUGCACUUGUUGUACUCAUGUUAAACAAAGUAAUGCCAGACCAAAUCUCCAAGAAGAAAAGUAAUUCACUCUUCAACUGGUUACUUCGAAGCAUGAUGUUCUUGUCUAUAUCAGGUGGUUUAGCUCUGAGUAUAGGUUCCCUGGUUGUUGAGCCACCUAAAGAUAAACCUGAUCUCUUCGCUGUCUUCACUGCAGUCUACUGUUGUGGUCAUUUCUUAAUGUUUCUCAUCUGUUUACACUACAUACAGUUUACACUUGAUAGACCUCGGUCAAAUCCUGUGAAGUCAAACAGUUCUCCAAGAAAAAAUGGACCACCCGAACGUAAAAAGGCCUCAGACGGUCAUAAAAAAAUUAAAAAGCAUUAAUUUUUUUUUUAUGAUAUCAAGGUAAUAAAAAACAUUUUUUAAUUAAAAGUGA
Messenger RNA from Octopus sinensis (East Asian common octopus), 1674 nucleotides. Its product is annotated as dolichyl pyrophosphate Man9GlcNAc2 alpha-1,3-glucosyltransferase. Gene Ontology annotation, biological process: protein N-linked glycosylation. Gene Ontology annotation, molecular function: dolichyl pyrophosphate Man9GlcNAc2 alpha-1,3-glucosyltransferase activity. The transcript has 14 exons. NCBI's taxonomy places the organism in Eukaryota, Metazoa, Mollusca, Cephalopoda, Octopoda, Octopodidae. The coding region runs from base 51 to 1622 and encodes 523 amino acids. Gene Ontology annotation, cellular component: endoplasmic reticulum membrane. The record is from RefSeq and is a predicted model, not a curated record.